Messenger RNA from Nelumbo nucifera (sacred lotus), 2412 nucleotides. Its product is annotated as cysteine-rich receptor-like protein kinase 34. Gene Ontology annotation, biological process: protein phosphorylation. The record is from RefSeq and is a predicted model, not a curated record. Lineage: Eukaryota; Viridiplantae; Streptophyta; Magnoliopsida; Proteales; Nelumbonaceae. Gene Ontology annotation, molecular function: protein serine/threonine kinase activity; ATP binding. Gene Ontology annotation, cellular component: plasma membrane.
CCUAGGAGCUUAGCAAUCCCAAUGACGUGCGGAACAAUAACCACUCAGCUACUGUUGCUCUGUUUGACCUGUUUCCAUGUUUGUUUCUCCUCUGCCACUCCAACCUACGUCACUCAAUAUUGCCAAAACACAACCACUAAUGAAUUCUCUCCAAAUAGCUCGUACCAAGUAAAUCUCAAUCUCGUCCUAUCUUUUCUAACAUCUAAUGCUUCGUCCCCCAAUGGAUUUUACAACGCUACCGCCGGUCUGUCUAAUAAUACAGUUUACGGUCUCUUCCUCUGCAGAGGCGACGUCACUCGGGACGUCUGCCGGGAGUGCAUCGAAACAGCAAGUCGGGAGAUCAUACGAAGAUGUCCCAACGGUAGAGUGGCAUAUAUAUGGUAUGAUGAGUGUAUGCUUCGAUAUUCCAACCAGUUAAUUUUCUCCACUAUAAACGAGGUGCCUGGGUUUUCGUUUCCUAAUUCAUCAGACGUACCGAACCCAGGUGAGUUUAGUAAGCUAUUACGUCAGGUCGUCGACCGCCUUAGGAACCGGGUUGCGUUUGAUCCUUCUCUGGGCAAGUUUUCAACGGAAGUAGAUAAUUUCACAAGCUCUCAAACGUUGUAUAGCCUUGCGCAGUGCACUCCAGACUUGUCAGCAAACGAUUGCAGCAGAUGUCUUGUAGGUUCUGUAGCUAACAUCCCCAUAUGCUGCAAUGGGAAGCAAGGAGGAAAUUUUCUCAAUCCGAGUUGUAGUUUGAGGUACGAUAUGUACCCUUUCUUUCGGGUGACAGCCGCUACAGAAUUUCCUUCUACGACGACGACAACAACAACCAACACCAGUAGCGGAAAGGAGAGAAAUAAAUCUCGAUCUAUUGUCCUUAUCGUCGUUCCUUUAAUUUCAAUAACGGUGCUCCUCUGUGCCAUCUUUUCAUGGAGGAGAAUGAAAGGAAGAAGGACGAGAGCUGAGGACGAGGUUCAGAUGGUAAAUUCCUUGCAAAUGGAUUUUGAAACAGUUAAAGCUUCAACAAACAACUUUUCUGAUGUUAACAAGCUUGGAGAAGGUGGAUUUGGUGUUGUUUAUAAGGGUAGACUCUUUGAUGGACAAGAAAUAGCUGUGAAGAGGCUGUCCAGAAACUCUGGACAAGGUGCAAAGGAAUUCAAAAAUGAAGCUGUGUUGUUAGCAAAGCUUCAACACAGAAACCUUGUUCGACUCUUAGGUUUCUGCCUGAGUGGAGGAGAGAAGUUGCUCAUCUAUGAGUUUGUUUCGAAUGGAAGCCUUGAUCAUUUUCUAUUUGAUCCAAUAAAAUGUGCAGAUCUCACUUGGGAAAGGCGCUACGGAAUUAUAGUAGGGGUUGCUAGAGGUCUUCUUUAUCUUCAUGAAGAUUCUCGACAUAGAAUUAUUCAUCGGGAUCUCAAAGCUAGCAAUGUUUUGCUUGAUGAACAAAUGAAUCCAAAAAUUUCAGACUUCGGCAUGGCAAGGCUUUUUGUACCAGAUCAAACUGAAGGAAAUACGCAUAGAGUGGUUGGAACAUAUGGAUAUAUGCCCCCAGAGUAUGCAAUGCGUGGACACUUCUCAGUUAAGUCUGAUGUAUUUAGUUUUGGUGUCCUCCUCCUUGAGAUUAUUACUGGUAAGAGGAACAAUGAUUUCUAUCAAUCAGAGCAGACGGAAUACUUCCUAAGCUAUGCAUGGAGACGGUGGAAAGAAGGGGCAGUUUUAGAGUUGAUUGAUCCUACAUUAUGCGAUCGCUAUUCAAGGCAUGAAGCGCUGAGAUGCUUCCACAUUGGGUUGCUAUGUGUUCAAGAAAAUUUAGCUGACCGACCCACCAUGUCUUUGGUUAUUCUUAUGCUCAACAGCUACUCUGUUACACUUGCAUUACCUUCAGCACCUCCAUAUUUCAUUAGUGGCAGAGCCAAGACUAUCGUUCCUGCAAGGAGUGAGUCACAAGGAACUGAAUCUGAUCAAUCUGCAAGCAAGGUGUUACUGCAAUCUAUAAAUAUGUCAUUGACAGAGGUAUACCCACGCUAGUUUUAGGGGAGAAGCUUAUAUAUCAUAAAAGGUGGGUUUUUAAGUAGUUUUGCUCAACCUUACCCAGAGACAAAUUAGGCGGGAUACCUUGGUGUCAAUUUCAACAGAUAUGUAGUUUAAUCUAGUUCAAAUUUCCUCUGGUUCACUGAUGUAAAAUAUAAAGUCACCAGGAAUAAUUCUUGUGCUUUUGCAAUUACAGCAGACUGUCAAGCAGUUAAUCUACCUUAGACUUUUCCUAGUUAUGAAAAAGCUUUAUUUUAAACAAGAAAGAAGGAAAGAGGACCUUAGAACUUCAUGCAAGGCAUGCAUGGAAGGUUGAACUGUUUUACUUGUUGUUGAAUUGAAGGAUGUAACUAUAUAUUUUUUAGCAGACGUUCAAACUUAAAACAUGUUACAUUUUGUUUA